Messenger RNA from Rhopalosiphum padi (bird cherry-oat aphid), 2226 nucleotides. RefSeq names its product inositol-trisphosphate 3-kinase homolog (gene IP3K1). Gene Ontology annotation, molecular function: inositol tetrakisphosphate kinase activity; inositol-1,4,5-trisphosphate 3-kinase activity. The coding region runs from base 537 to 1784 and encodes 415 amino acids. The record is from RefSeq and is a predicted model, not a curated record. Lineage: Eukaryota; Metazoa; Arthropoda; Insecta; Hemiptera; Aphididae. The transcript is spliced from 7 exons. Gene Ontology annotation, biological process: inositol phosphate biosynthetic process. Gene Ontology annotation, cellular component: nucleus; cytoplasm.
CCUUUACAGGCGUGUGUGUGUGAGGCAGCGUUGGUCACGAAGUCUGCCACCACUGGAUCGUGUGUAUUCGUGUUUAAUAUGUCUUCCAUUCUCGUACGCGUCCGCCACGAACACGGUCCGUUGACGAAGCGCGUCCGCCAGGUUUUUUGUGUUUUUUUACAAUAAUAUCGUUUUUUAGCAUAAUAAAUAAGUUGUGGUUAAUACACGUAUUAUCGUAAAAUAUCGCAUUUUUGCACUUGCGUACAACCGGCAUCGUUCACCUUGAUUGUCAAUUACAGUGCGUUUCCGCGGUCGUAUAACAGUUUUAUUUAACGAUAACGGUCGUUUUUCCCUCGAUCCGUCGUCAUCCCUUAGUGUCGAUAUUGUUUGUUCGUCGCGUGGUAACCGUGUGUAGUUCGUAAACGCGUUUCGAUAUCAUAUAAUUAUUAUUAUUAUUUAUUGCGAUUGUUUCCGUCGAUGCGAUUUUGUAUCGCAUUUUCUACUGUUUGCGCCGCCGUCGCGUCGUCAAGAUACAAUUAAUCAAACGUAGAAAUAUAAUGAGAAUGAGCGACAUGACUGUGUGCCCUGUGGCCAGCAGACAAUCUUUCUUCGACUCAUUCACCGUCGUCUCCAAAGCCAUCGGACAGUUAGAGAAACUUAUGUCCGGCAAACAAACCGAAAACGAAUGGAAGAACUCGCAGUGCAAUACUGUGACUUCAUCGGCCAAAAAGAACCACAAGAAAGAAAACUCACUGUUAAAAUUCUUGGCGUUGAACGCUCUAGAGUUGAGUGCACCCGCCAGCGAUGUUUUGUUGCGCAACAACAGCACGAACACAGCCGGUACCGCGACGGAUUCUGAAGUGCGAAACGCAGUCAAGUCUCAAGAAACGGCGACAUCCAAUGUACAGUCGACCACUUGUAGGUCGGCCUCACAACAGCAGUCGUGGUUCCAGCUUUCCGGACAUCCGGACUGUUUUGCACCCGCCGGCCUGGGUACGAUAUGGAAGAAGUGCAGCGGCGGCACCGAGAGGGACGUGUAUGAGGCGCUUUCCAACGAGCCUAGUCUUCAAGACAUCGUGCCCAAGUAUUACAGGGAAGUCGAGUACAACGGACAGACUUUCAUCGAGCUGCAAGACUUGCUGUACGGCUUCCGAGACCCAAACGUCAUGGACAUCAAAAUGGGCACGCGCACGUUCCUGGAGUCAGAGGUGAAAAACUCUUCGGCGCGACAGGACCUGUACCUCAAGAUGAUUGCCGUCGAUCCCGAAGCGCCAAAUGCCGAAGAACGCAAGUUGCAAGCGGUCACAAAACUGCGGUAUAUGCAGUUCAGAGAAGAACAGAGUUCGACGUGCAGUCACGGUUUUAGAAUUGAAGCUAUGAAGUUUCGAGGCUCUCCGCCCGUUACGGAUUUGAAGACUGUGAAAAGCGACGAAGAAGUGAAUAACACUCUUGCUUUGUUCCUGGGCGACCGCCAUGACAUCAAACAGAGGCUGGUUGUCAGACUGAAUGAAAUACGGUCAAAAUUGGAUCGUUCUCAUUACUUUAAAACUCACGAGAUUGUGGGUAGCAGUAUUUUGAUCAUAUACGACGAUACUAAGAUCGGCGCUUGGCUGAUUGACUUUGCUAAGACAAGACAAGUACCCGAACAUACAGUACUUACCCACAGACGACCAUGGGUGCCGGGCAACCACGAGGAGGGCUUCUUGUUUGGUCUCGACCAUCUCAUAGAGUCAACUGAGAAUUUACACACUCCUGUCUCAAAAGAUUCUGUAGCGCCAUCGAGCUCUAUUAAAGUGGAAACUUGAAAACUUUGUCGUCGUUCAACUUUCUCGUGGAAUUUAUCUAGUCAAUAAUAUUUUCGCCUAUAGUACACCGAGAGAUAAACGUGGUUCACAUCCUCGUUACUAUCACGUGUUAACAUUUUUACACGAUAACUAUUUUUUUUUUCGUUCUUAAAAUUAAUUUUAAGUGGUAUAUUAUAUUGUUUUUUUAAUACUAAUUCAGUCAGUGUUGACUGACGCGACUGAUUUUGCCUGAGCAUUUGUAAUCGGAGUACUCAUUAAAUAUGCGUGAGAAAAAAAUAAAUUAUUAAUAAUUUGCCCUUAUAUCCAUACUACAACAGGUUUAUGUACCUAAAUUCUCGAUUCAUUUAUAAUAAUUGUCCAGUAUUAACAUUGUAUAAAUAUUUCGCAUUUUUAUUUUUAACUUUUUUUUUGUAUUUACAUAAUAUACAUUUAUUUAUAUGUA